AUGGGCGUGACCCUGUCGGGAAGCGAGGUGGACAGUGGCUUCACCGAUAGCAUUCCUGUUCUGCCUACAGGGCGGACGGUCACCGUCUCGCCCUUUGGUGGCCGAUCAGACAUCUCCCCACAGGACAAGGGGCAGCCAGAGCUGUACAUUAAUGUCGCCAAUCAGAACUUAAUUCUGUCGGUGGCCAACCUGGUGAGGCUCAACCAAGCCCUUUUUCCACUGAGCAAGAGGAAAAUGGAAUCCCUGCACCAGUGUGGCUUCGAUGACACCAUUAGGUUUCUACUAAAAGAAAAUUGGUUUGAGUAG
Messenger RNA from Choloepus didactylus (southern two-toed sloth), 306 nucleotides. Its product is annotated as patatin-like phospholipase domain-containing protein 4. Gene Ontology annotation, cellular component: membrane; lipid droplet; cytoplasm. The record is from RefSeq and is a predicted model, not a curated record. Gene Ontology annotation, molecular function: triacylglycerol lipase activity. Bases 1 to 306 code for a protein of 101 amino acids. NCBI's taxonomy places the organism in Eukaryota, Metazoa, Chordata, Mammalia, Pilosa, Megalonychidae. The transcript is spliced from 3 exons. Gene Ontology annotation, biological process: triglyceride catabolic process; lipid homeostasis.